UACCUCCUAUAAACUCCGGCGCCCGCGAAGCUCGGAGCCUGCGGCCUGGGGAGCUCAGCUUGCCGGUUACCAAGAUGUCCGGGGACGCAACCAAGAGCCUUGGGAAGGGAAGCUCGCCCCCAGGGCCUGUCCCGGAGGGCGUGAUCCGCCUCUACAGCAUGAGGUUCUGCCCGUUUGCGGAGAGGACGCGGCUGGUCCUGAAGGCCAAGGGAAUCCGUCAUGAAAUCAUCAAUAUCAACCUAAAGAACAAGCCUGACUGGUUUUUUAAGAAGAAUCCCCUUGGGCUGGUGCCAGUUCUGGAAAACAGUAAGGGGCAACUGGUCUACGAAUCUGUCAUCACCUGUGAGUACCUGGAUGAAGCAUAUCCAGGGAAGAAGCUGUGGCCAGAGGACCCCUAUGAGAAAGCUCGUCAGAAGAUUAUCUUUGAGAUGUUCACCACGAUACCACCUUUGUCAUCAAGCUACAUUAGAAAGCACAAAACUGAAGACUGCUCUGGCCUAAAAGAAAACUUGCGCAAAGAAUUCAGCAAACUAGAGGAGAUUCUGGCUAACAACAAGACAACCUUCUUUGGUGGCAAUUCUGUCUCUAUGACUGAUUACCUCAUCUGGCCCUGGUUUGAACGGCUAGAAGGACUGGAGUUAACCGAUUGUCUGGACCACACCCCCAAAAUCAAGCUCUGGAUGGCAGCCAUGAAGAAAGAUCCCACAGCAGCAGCACUCCUUCUUAACGUGAAUCACCAGCGCCAUUUCUUAGAACUGUACUUAAAGAACAGCCAUGAGGCCUGCGACUAUGGGCUCUGAAGGAGGCAGGAGGCAGCAACAGAGCUGUAGCUGAUGCUUCCCUUGACUAAUAAAAGAAUAAUACGCUUUUAUUUUA
Lepus europaeus (European hare) is the source of this 876-nucleotide messenger RNA. RefSeq names its product glutathione S-transferase omega 1 (gene GSTO1). The coding region runs from base 75 to 800 and encodes 241 amino acids. Gene Ontology annotation, molecular function: glutathione dehydrogenase (ascorbate) activity; glutathione transferase activity. The record is from RefSeq and is a predicted model, not a curated record. Gene Ontology annotation, biological process: glutathione metabolic process; L-ascorbic acid metabolic process. Gene Ontology annotation, cellular component: cytoplasm. The transcript is spliced from 6 exons. Lineage: Eukaryota; Metazoa; Chordata; Mammalia; Lagomorpha; Leporidae.